AUGGCGAAACAGGUGACUGACGAGCGUCCAGCGCCAGUGGCGGUGGACCGAUCCUGCGAUGUCAAGGACCCUAUAGAGCCCGCCACCGUGGAGCACUUCGAUGAGGCCGACGAGCCUAAGCUGUCCAAGCCGGCGACGGAGUUUGACGUCCUUACGCACACGAUCCAUCUUCAAGAUGAUCCUACGCUGCCUGCUGUUACAUUCCGCUCCAUGCUGAUUGGCCUUGGCCUCUCCGUCUUCGGUGGCGUGCUCUCGGGUAUCUUCUACUUCAAGCCACAGUCUGUGACCAUCCCGGCCGUCUUCAUAGCCGUUGUUGCUUUCCUCCUCGGCGAGGCCAUGUCGCGCCUAAUCCCCCGUCGCGACGGGUGGCUCGGCCGUCUCCUCAACCCCGGGCCCUUUAACGUCAAGGAGCACCUGGCUGUGACCAUCAUGGCCAACGCGGCGAGCACAUCUGCGCUCGGGCUGCAGAUCGUGGCCACGGAGCGCCUCUACUAUGACCGGCGCAGCAACGGCGCCCUGACCUUCUUCAUGCUCAUCUCCUCACAGUGCCUCGGCUACGGCAUGGCUGGCAUGAUGCGCCGCACCAUGGUCUACCCGGCUGCCAUGCUCUGGCCCGCCAACUUGCCCAUCAACGCCAUGCUGGAGCGUCUGCACUCGCGCGCGCCUAGCAACCGUAAGCCCUUUCGCGUCUUCCUCUACGUCUUUGUCGGCAUCUUCUUCUGGGAGAUUAUUCCCCAAUGGAUCUGCCCGCUGCUCACGGGCGUCAGCAUCUUUUGUCUCGCGAAUCGGACGAGUCCCAUGUUCACCAACAUCUUUGGCGGCGCCGAGGGUAAUGAGGGACUUGGACUCUUCUCCCUCUGCUUCGACUGGCAGUACAUCUCGGGCGGCACUUCCCCGCUGUACUUUCCCGUUAGCAGCCUCAUCAGCCAGGGCAUUGGCAUCGCCGGCUGUAUUAUCCUCUUCACCGGCGUCUACUAUAGCAACAUAUGGGACGCCAAAAAGUACCCCUUCCUAUCACAGGUCAUCUUCUCCGACACAUCUACCGCCGGCAAUGCUGUGCAGUGGAAUCAGACGGCUGCCAUUGGACCUGACGGCCGCGUCAAUAUGACGGCGGUCGACGAGCUCGGCCUUCCUAACUUUGCCGCCAGCAACGUCCUUAACAUUCUGCUGACCAACAUGUGCAUCGCUGCCGCCAUCACCCACCUGAUUCUUUGGUACCCGACCGAGCUCAAGGCCGCCGUUAGCUUCCUGAGCCCACGUCGCAUCCUUGCCAAGGUCAAGUCUGCAACCAGCCGUCUGGGCAUUUCCUCUCGCACCCGCGCUACAGCCAGUCCUGAAGCCACCGGCAGUAACCAAGCAGAAGCACACUACGACCCUCACUACCUCUUGAUGCAAAGCUACAAGGACUGUCCCGACUGGUGGUAUGCCAUCGUUCUCGUCCUCUCCGCCGCCGUGGCCCUUGUCGUCAUCUACAAGAGCAACAGCACUCUCCCGUGGUGGGGGCUUCUCGUCGCCUGCCUCGUCGGCUACUGCCAUCUACUCGUCUUUGGCUCGAUGCAGGGCAUUACGGGUGUCAACUUCACCAUCCAGUCCAUCAUCCAGAUGAUUGGCGGCUACAUGCGGCCGGGUUUCCCUGUCGCCAACAUGUACUUUUCGCUCUAUAGCUACAACACGCUACUCCAGGGCACUCUUCUUGCCAAGGAUCUCAAGCUCGCGCAGUACGGUCACCUCGCACCGCGCACCACCUUUGCCAUGCAGAUGAUUGGCACAGUCGUCGGCGCCGGCUUCAAUUACCUCAUGGCCAACAGCAUCAUCGACAACCAGGCUGACAUCCUGCGCAGCGUUCAGGGCACCAACAUCUGGUCCGGCGCCGUCACGCAGCAGUUCAACGCGCAAGCCGUCACGUUUGGCGGCUUCCCGCACGAGCUCUUUGACGUCGGCAGCCGGUACCAGUGGGUGCCUCUCGCGACCCUGAUUGGCUUCUUCGUGCCGCUUCCUUUUUGGUAUGCGCACCGCCGCUGGCCACGCCUCGGCUUUGAUCUCAUCAACACGCCUGUCAUCAUGUUCUACCUCUGCUACCUCAACCUUGGCAUCAACUCGUCCGUCAUGACCUUUUUCAUGGCCGGCUUUUUCGCUCAGUGGUACCUGCGCCGGAACCACCCAAACAUCUUCGUCAAGUACAACUACCUGGUUUCGGCGGCGCUGGAUGGUGGCACGUCGGUCAUGGUCUUUAUCCUGUCAUUUGCUGUGCUGGGGGCGGCCAAGGCAGCCAUAGCCUUCCCCAAGUACUGGGGAAACCCCGCCGACGGGCAUAUCGAUUAUUGCUACAAGUCUCCCUCAGAAUAA
Molecule: messenger RNA, 2346 nt
Organism: Cordyceps fumosorosea ARSEF 2679
Lineage: Eukaryota; Fungi; Ascomycota; Sordariomycetes; Hypocreales; Cordycipitaceae
Product: oligopeptide transporter
Exons: 3
Coding region: 1-2346 (781 amino acids)
Biological process (GO): transmembrane transport
Molecular function (GO): oligopeptide transmembrane transporter activity
Source: RefSeq, a predicted model, not a curated record